GUCCUUCCGUUUAUCUUCUUUUCUUUUCUUUUUGCCCUUAUCAUAUGAUAUCAUGAAGUGAGAAACGAAUGAUUCACGAAAGCCCAAACGCCUGUCUUCCUCUCUCUUUCUCUCUCUCUACAUUUAUUAUACGAUCCCACACCAGAGUCUCUAAUUUUGAUUCAUCAAUGAACGCUUUACCUUCUUCACUUGUAUUCUUGCCAUCCCUUUCUCACCCGUGCUUGUGCUAGCAUCAAUAAUUGACACUUGGAUUGCUUUAGCAUCUAGUUAGUUGAUUAUCUGUACGUCUGGAGGAGAUUUUUUUGGAUAUGGCUUCAGAUGAGACUAUGACCAUCCACUCUUCUACGCAGGGAGAUGAGUAUGAAGAUGAUAUCUACGACGGGUAUGAUCAUGAUCAACAACCCCAUCCCCUCAACUUAUCCAGGCUUUCUGUGUGUACAAGCAAUUCCAUGUAUGGGAAUGAUGAAGACGAUGAAGAUGGCAAUGGCAUGAGGAUGUUCAUCUCGCGCUUGUCCAUUGAAAGCUUUGAUGCGGACGGGGAAUUCUCCGAUGAAAAAGAAGGCAAAGAACGAACAGGGCUGUCGUCUGACUCCGAUGAUGAACCUGGUUGUUAUUCACUUCCACCAACACCCCGGCGACGUAGGAACCGGUCGUGUGGACUGCUGAAUCUGAAUCAUCACCAGAAGCUGAUAGGGGUGAAAGAGUACGCCAGCGAAAAUGAAGCGCAAAAGGGUGUUUUAGUAAGAAAAAGGAUGCGGAACAAUGCAAGGAGGAGUAGAAUGAUAAGGGAGAGAUCGGUCUUGGAAAAGUAUAGUUGGGACAAUUUUGAUUGCAACAAGAGCAAGAGCAACAUGAUGAUAAGCGCGAGCACGGGGACGGAUGUUAAUUGUCAUAGCGGCGUGAGUGGGGAAAGUGACCAGGGAGGCGGGGCUAGCGGCGGAGGAGGAGGAGGAGGAGCCGGGUUGAUGGUAAUAACAAGGCCAAAGGGAGGGAAAAGGUCACUGUGCAUGGACUUGGAGGAAGUGAAGGCCUGCAGAGAUCUUGGGUUUGAGCUCGAACACGAGCGCAUGCUGGAGAUGCCCUCUCGUCUCUCUGUUUCUGGUUCUACACUUGACACCAGCAGUGGUGGCAAUUCCCCAAUUGCCAACUGGCGCAUCUCCAGCCCUGGUGAUGAUCCACGAGAUGUGAAGGCUCGGCUCAAGGUCUGGGCACAGGCAGUGGCGCUAGCGUCUACAUCUCGACAGGGAAACUGAAACUGACUAGUUUGCUAUCCAUCAGUUACGCAUUUUCCAUUUCUAAUUCUGUUAGCUCGGCCUCUCUGUUUUUUUCCUGUCCACGAAAGGGGUUAUAUAUAUAUUCUUGAAGCUUCUCUUCAAUUUUUCUUUUUUCCUCCUGCUGGGAUUUUAGAUUCAGCUUCCUUUACAUAUGUAAAUAUCCCGAUCACUGUUAAGUAUAGCAGGGUUGAGGAUGGAACCAUGAUGAUUUUUCGAGUUUGGUCUGCCCUUGUAUUCACUCUCUCUUCAGUUUUUGCAUGUUGAUUGAUUUGAGUGCUUACUUUACUCCAUUGGAAAGAGGAUUAUGUAUAAAUGUAUAAUACCGUGUGUGCAAGGAAAAUGCAUGUGAAAUUAUUCAGUGAUAUUUUUUA
Molecule: messenger RNA, 1645 nt
Organism: Alnus glutinosa
Lineage: Eukaryota; Viridiplantae; Streptophyta; Magnoliopsida; Fagales; Betulaceae
Exons: 2
Coding region: 309-1253 (314 amino acids)
Source: RefSeq, a predicted model, not a curated record